AUUCAAAACAAAAACAUCCAAGAAAUAAUAUUUCAAAUUUAAAACAAAGAAAUGUUGUCAUUUAUUAAAAGAUUCCGAACGGAAUCAGAAGCAGAACGGUUUAAUGCUGUCCGUUCGGUUGUGGUCAAAGUUGACGAUGUUGUUCAUCCAUCACUCGCUGAAAUGGGCUAUGCCAAUGAAGAGGAACUUAAAUUCGCAAUUUACGAUAUGCUUAGAACAAUAAAAGAUCCAGAAAAGCCACAAACAUUAGAGGAACUAAAUGUCGUGUCUGAGGACAUGAUAACAGUGAAAAAGGUUGAGAAUGGACAAGUUCCAGUCGUGAGGAUAGAAUUUAACCCAACUGUGCCGCAUUGCUCAUUAGCAACACUUAUUGGACUUACAAUUCGGAUUAAGAUUCAACGACAAUUUCCACAGACAUUAAAGCUUGACAUUUACAUCAAAAAAGGAACUCACUCGACUGAAGAUGAAAUUAAUAAGCAAAUUAAUGAUCGGGAACGAGUUAGUGCUGCAUGUGAUAAUGAUAAUUUGAGGAAGCUGCUUGAAAGUUGUAUCAAAGAGGAUGACUAAUGAUGGCUUGAGGUGCUGGAUUGUUAAAAUUAUGGAACUGAGAUUUUUUAUAUUGUAAAUUUUCCACUAGAUUUUUUUGAGGGUUUUGAUGAAUUUUGGGAUAGGUUUGGUUUGGAAUUGUGAGUUGGACACUUGAUUUGUGUAAUUGAGGUUUUUGAGGUCCAAUGGCUCAAGAUGAAAGUCGUCAAAGUUGACUACUGAUUAGUCAAGAGCAAUUCAAACCCUUUUCAGAAUUCAUCAUAAUUCAAGCUAAGCAAAUACAUCACUUAAGUGACUAGUUAAAUGUUUUUCUAAUUCCAAUCAAUUUUGUUGUUAAUUAAAUUGCUCAAGCAAGGAUCAAAUUCUUAGAGUAGGCUACUAGGCUCCUAGAUUCCUAGACUAAAU
This is a messenger RNA of Chironomus riparius, 951 nucleotides long. The record is from the annotation of a GenBank genome assembly. NCBI's taxonomy places the organism in Eukaryota, Metazoa, Arthropoda, Insecta, Diptera, Chironomidae.